This is a messenger RNA of Didymodactylos carnosus, 906 nucleotides long. The record is from the annotation of a GenBank genome assembly. NCBI's taxonomy places the organism in Eukaryota, Metazoa, Rotifera, Eurotatoria, Philodinida, Philodinidae.
AUGCCACGUGUACCUGUCGCAAGUGAAGAUGAACGAAAAUUUAUUGUUGAUGGCAUUCAAUCUGAUUUUCGACUUGAUGGAAGAACGUCUCGCAUGUAUAGACCGGUUCUUCUAGCAACGGAUGUAGUGAAUACUGCUAACGGUUCAUGUUUAUUAAAAUUGGGUGGAACGAUUGUUAUGGCUGGAGUUACAUUUGAAUUUACUCGUACAAGUCAAGAAAGUCCAAAUGAAGGACGAAUUGAAGCAACAGUGGACGGUAGUGGCUGUCAUUCAUUACGUAUAUUCGGUAGACAACGUCAUUUAUUUACAAAACAAAUAUCACGAAGUCUCAACUACAUACUCAAUAAUCCAAAAUGUUUUGAUCGUGAACAAUUGUGUGUUGUCAAAGGCCAUCAUUGUUGGCUUGUACAUGUUGAUAUAUCCGUACUCCGAUAUGAAGGAAACUUGUAUGAUGCAUGUUCAUUUGCAAUGAAAGCGGCAUUAAGUGAAACAAAAGUACCAUCAUUACAAGUGACACAUGAUGAAGAAACAAGUGAAGUAACCGUUGAUGUUUGCGAUGAUCCAUUUCAGUUUGGCUUAUUAAAUGUAUCGAAUUUGCCUGUUUUCAUUUCUGUUAGUCAAGUCAGUGGUAUACAUAUUGUUGAUACAACACUCAAAGAAGAUUCUGUAACAUUAGCUAGAAUAACCUAUGGUGUCAAAGACAAUGGAAAUAUUGUCUAUAUGAGUAAAGAUGGUGGUGGUAGUUUAGAUCUGUUGAAUUUACGCUCUAUGUCAAAAGUUGCUAGUGAUAUUGGUCCACAAAUGAAUAGUUUACUAUUAGACAAAAUACAUUUAAGCAAAGCCAAACAACCAUUGUGGGGACAUGUGAAUGAAAAUUUAUUAUUUGAUGAUAUUAAUUUUGUUUAA